Messenger RNA from Lolium perenne, 1859 nucleotides. Lineage: Eukaryota; Viridiplantae; Streptophyta; Magnoliopsida; Poales; Poaceae. The record is from RefSeq and is a predicted model, not a curated record.
CCCGAAAGAAUUGGCAAAUUUCAGAUCAACACUACGAGCAAAAAACAAGUAUACUGAUAUGCAGGAUACCAUGGCAUACUUUGAGGCCACGAAGUUGCGAGACAAGGAUUUCUACUACCGAUACAAACUGGAUGAUGAGGACCGUGUCCAAUACUUGUUUUGGGUAGAUAGUGCUGCAAGAAAAGCAUACAAGUCCUUCAAUGACUGUGUAUCUUUCGACGCAACAUACAUGACAAACAAAUACAAAAUGCCUUUCGCACCAUUCAUUGGAAUAAACAAUCAUGGUCAGUCGAUUCAACUAGGUUGCGGUUUCCUAAAGAAUGAGCUUAGCGAGAGCUACAUAUGGCUUUUCGAGUCGUUCCUGAUUGCAAUGGAUGGAGUUGCCCCAACAAACAUGAUAACAGACCAGGAUGGUUCUAUGCGUGCUGCAAUGGAAAAGGUCUUCCCAAACACAACGCAUCGAAACUGUAGAUGGCAUAUUGUAGACAAAGCAACAGAAGAGGUUGGCCCGUUUGUUGCAAAGAUACCAGGGCUCCGGGAAGAGAUGAAUGAUUGCAUCAACUGUAGCUUAACACCGGAAGAGUUUGAGACAAGAUGGACCUUAAUGAUAAACAAAUUUAAUAUCCAAGGGCAUGAGAAAAUUGCAGCUCUGUAUAAAAAAAAGAAGCAACUGGGUCCCUGCAUACUUUAUGCACAAGUUCUAUCCUUUCCUACAGACAACUCAGCGUAGUGAAGGCUUCAAUGCAGUUACGAAAAAGUACAUAACUUCCACAAACUCGGUGAUUGAGUUCGUUCAGCAGUACGAAGAUAUCCAAGCAAAAAUUAUGAAAGCAGAGAACAAGGAAGAAUCAGAUUCAUCCCUCCUAACGGCUAAAAAGUGGUGUUGGCACCCAAUAGAGCAGCAGGUGGAAAAACUGUACACCAAAAACAUCUAUCAUAGAUUUCAGUUUGAAAUGCAGUCCAGCAUGUCAUAUAACAUAAAACCGAUAGGUGAAAACAGAUAUGAGGUUUACUGCAUAACAAAAUUUGUUCCACAGUACCACAACAGAGCCUAUGAAGUCUAUGCUGAUCCUCCCAAUGAGAAUUACAGAUGCACAUGCUGCAAGUUUGAAAGGGAUGGCAUAGUCUGUUGUCACAUUCUCAAGGCAAUGGUGCAGCUAGGAGUCUGUGAGUUCCCACUGAAAUAUGUCCUCCGCAGAUGGACAUGGAGUGCACAAGAAAAUCUAGUUGAAGAGCUUCCUGGACAACCAGCUGUUAUGCCAGAAGAAUCAAGAAAGAAAAUGUGGCUUUCGGUAAAUUGCAACGAGUUCAAAGGUCUUGCAAUGUGUGGGAAUGAAACAGAAGAUGGCCGGAAAAUAGUUCGCAUGCACAUGAAAGCUAUGAAAAAAGACUUGGCAGCACUAAAAAGAGAAACAGAAAAGAGAGCUAAAAAAGUAGCUACAUCAAGUGCUACAGAUCCUGCAGAAAAUCCAUCUACCCAAACAGCCCAGGCAAAUUGUCCUACACAACAAGUCCCUCCACAGUACCAAGCACUUGGACCCCGAGCACGCAAGCCCCCAUGCCGUAAAAGAAAAUCAACAGGUUCCUCAACAUCUGCGGCGAAUAACAGUACUGCCACAGCUCACAAUGGGGGAUUCACAGAUGCAGAACCUUCAGAAACAUCACAAGCAAACAACAUACGAGAUCCUCGUGUAUCAAACACUAAGGGUAGGAAACGCAAGAAAGCUUUCCAAAAACCACUUGGAUAUAGGGAGAAAAGAAAUACGUGUUUGCAAACAGUGGUGGUUCCACACAACAUGAUUUCGGGACAUGUACACAGAGAGGAGAGCUCGCAGAUGAGAAUUAAGAAGUCUCGAUGA